Molecule: messenger RNA, 1488 nt
Organism: Wallemia ichthyophaga EXF-994
Lineage: Eukaryota; Fungi; Basidiomycota; Wallemiomycetes; Wallemiales; Wallemiaceae
Product: Meiotically up-regulated 80 protein
Exons: 1
Coding region: 1-1488 (495 amino acids)
Biological process (GO): regulation of cyclin-dependent protein serine/threonine kinase activity
Cellular component (GO): nucleus; cyclin-dependent protein kinase holoenzyme complex
Molecular function (GO): cyclin-dependent protein serine/threonine kinase regulator activity; protein kinase binding
Source: RefSeq, a predicted model, not a curated record
AUGGUUCAAGUUACUCAAAGACGCGAUGGAUACAGCCACACUCCACUCGCACAGAAACACAGUCAACGCCUUCACCAGAAACAACGUAUGGCUCAAGCUAUAGCCAUGCUCCCUAAACCACCCGCAUACACUCAACUCCCUCCCACUCAACCUACCUGGAACAGAGCACCCGGUUCUCAACGCCGUUCCAUUGAUCUAUCCACAAUUCCUCCCCCUGUUAUCGACUCUCAAGCUCAGGCCAAUGCACGCGCUUGGAUGGAGCAACAGAAGUUACAACAGAUUCAAUUUGAGCAAAUGGAGUUGUUUGAACAGCAGCAGAGAGAGCACCACUUGAGACAACAGCAACAGCAACAACAACAACAACAACCUCAAACCCACGCCGUCACUCUCCACUCCUUUGCCGCUGAAGCUAUUUGGGACCUCUGUUACGCCUCUUCUCCCGCUUUUGGUCAUAACAACUCAAACGCCGUCAUGGAAUACAGAACUCCUUCUGUCUCUGUUUACGCUGGCAGCGAGGAUGUCUACGGCAGACCAAAACUCAACCCAACCACAGAAUUUAGGAGAUGGACUUACUCAAUCUUGACACAGACUGCUCUUUCAAAGCAAGCACUCUUUUUGGCCCUCUUCUACGCCUCAAGAUUACCCAUCCACUCUUCACCAAACUUCUCCACUUCCAUCGAUAGCGCUCCUUAUCGUCUACUCACCAUCACUCUCGCUUUCGCUAAUAGAUGGCUAGAUGAUAACACUUACACCAACAAAACUUGGUCUCAAGUUACUGGUUUGAGUUUGAGUGAUAUUGGUUGUUUGGAUAUGUGGUCACUCGUCGACCAAGGUUUGAACCUCAACGUUGGUACUGAUGAGUGGACUAAUUGGAUGUACAAGAUCAGACAUAGAGAGGAGAGGAUCUACCAAGAAAUGAAACUCAAGGGUGAAGACACGAGUGAAACAAAGCUAGUAAUCGCUGCUGUUGACGAUUGUUUGAAAAAACAAUUCAAGGCUGACUACCUUCACUCGAUGGAAUUCUCAAAGCAAGCCGUCGAAGCUAGACAUCGUUACUCCCCAGUUACCGAUGUUCCUCUCGUACCCAACUACGACUAUGGUCACAUUGAUCUCGACCAAGAUGGUCCGUUGCGUCAAGUGCAUCAUACUAGUAGUGCGAGGAAUAGCAUGAGUAUGGGCAACUAUAUGAGUAUUGACGGUGGUUAUGACGCUAAUGCGGUCGCAGCUGCUGCAUCUGCUGCAUCUUACAAUAUGUACAUGCAACCUCAACCGGCUCAACACGCACACAUUCAACCACAGGUUCAAUCCCACGUUCAAGUUCCUCACCAUGUCAAAUACGACGAUGAAAGCUGGGGCCGUAUGGGUAACAAACCUCACUAUCACACUAACCAACCACCUCAAUUCUACUAUCACCAACCAACUCUUGGUGGUGGACUAGGAUUGGGAGGAUUCCAAUUAGCUGACUACCGCCGUGGUGUGGCGGCUUAG